Messenger RNA from Musa acuminata AAA Group (dessert banana), 669 nucleotides. RefSeq names its product protein NUCLEAR FUSION DEFECTIVE 6, mitochondrial-like. The transcript has 3 exons. The record is from RefSeq and is a predicted model, not a curated record. Gene Ontology annotation, cellular component: mitochondrion. Lineage: Eukaryota; Viridiplantae; Streptophyta; Magnoliopsida; Zingiberales; Musaceae. The coding region runs from base 1 to 276 and encodes 91 amino acids.
AUGGCUGCCGCCGCUAGGUCGGUCCUUCGCUCGGCUUCGAUCCGCGGCGGCGCGGCGCGGGUCGCGGCCGAGGCCGUAGCGGCCUCGCGCCCUCAGCUUCGCUGUCUCCCCAAACUGAGGCCGGCAGCCACCAGUCGUUUCCUCAGGUCUCCCGUGGAGGCAAGCUUCUGUGUGGAGUCGCUAAUGCCGAUGCACAGCGCAACGGCCACGGCGUUGUUGACCUCGAUGCUCAAUGUUUCGCGUAGGGGAUAUGGAUGGCUCUCCGAAGGUCUGUGAUUUUUCAGCACGGAGAAUUGCUAAACAGAGGGUCAUGCUGCUCCUCUUCCUUGCCUGUCUCCUCAAUUAUCUCCAUUAUGAAUAAAGAGAAUUAUCGAAACUUUUCAAACUUGUGUUGCUUUGUCAUUGGUCGUUGGAGCUCAUGUACUUGUAGAUUAUGAGUCGUGGCUUCUCGUGUACCUUUCAUCAGUAGUAGUUGCUGCGGUUAUCUGUUGUUGUUACAGUGUAGGCAGUUGCUAUAGUUGUUUCUUUUCAAAGAGUUAGAAGGAUAUGCACAUCAGUGUGUGUACUCGACUCGUUUAGACUGCCUCAUCUAAAAUAGCUUGUGGUAGAAGGAAAUUUGUUGGUUAACUAUAGUCAUCUAAAAUAAGACUCUUUCAGACUCUUUUAGAC